Messenger RNA from Acanthosepion pharaonis, 1239 nucleotides. The record is from the annotation of a GenBank genome assembly. NCBI's taxonomy places the organism in Eukaryota, Metazoa, Mollusca, Cephalopoda, Sepiida, Sepiidae.
AUGUUUUCCUUCCUUUUUUAUUACUUAUGCGUGUUUCGUUCGGUUUCAUUCUUUCUUUUUCAAUUUCUGUCUUUCUUCCUUUCGAUGUAUUUAUUUCUUUCGAUUUCUUUUUUUGUUUACUUUCUUUUUAUUAUUUAUGCUUGUUUCUUUCGAUUUUUCCUUAUUUUUUAUUUGUUUUUUUAUUUUAUUUUUCUCAGUUUGUUUUCUUUGCGUUUAUUCCUUUUUAUUUUCUUUGUUUAUCUUUUUGGUAUUGUUGUAAAUCUUUUUUUCUAUAUUUCUUUGUUUCUUUCAUUCUUUCUUUCCUUCCGUAUUACCUUUUUUAUUUUAUUCUAUAUUACUUCCUCUAACGUCUUUCUUAAUUUGGCUUUGUCUUAUUUCUCACUUGCCAUUAUUUCCGUUGGCUUUUUUCUUCUUUCCAUUUCUUUCUUUCUCUUUCUUUCUCUUUCUUUCUUUCCGUGUUUAUAUGACAUUUUUCCAUUUAAUACUUCCGCUUACUUUUUUUCUUUCACUUCUAUUUUUCUUUGUAUCUUUUGUUAUACUUUACUUUCAUUGCCGUUUCACAUUUUCCGUUCUUUGCAUUUGAAAUGUCUUUCAUUUCUUCUACUUUUUUCUUUCUUCGUUCUUAUUUCAUUUUCUCUUUUCCCUUUUCUCGUUUCUUUUUCUAUUGUGCAUUUUAUUCUAUUCUACUUUUGCACAUCCUUCAUUUAUUCUCUCUUCACUUUUCUUUUCCUGUGCUUUCUGUAUUUGUUCUUUUUUCUUUUCUCUUUUCUUUUUUUUUGCUUUCCUUUUUUUUCUUUUCCGCUUUUCUUCGUUUUUGUUUUUCUUUUCCCUAUAAUUUUGCUCAUUUCUCAUACGUUUUUUUUUGUUCAUAUUCGCCAUUUUUUUUCUUUCAUUUUCUCUUUAUAUAUUUCUUUCUCUUUUCUUUUUUUUCUCAUUUUUCUGUUUUCUUUCCCUUUCCUUAUCUCUUUUUCUCUGUCCUUUUUUUGGCUUCCGUAUUUAUUUCCCCUUUUCUUCUUUAGUUUCUUUUUCCUUUUCUUUUUCUUUCUUUUCUUUUACCCUUUUUUUUCUCGUUUCACUUUGCUGUAUCUGUUACAUUUGUUUGCUCGUUUUAAUUUCUUUUUAUCUUUCCUUUUGUUUUUCUUUUCUCCCUCUAUCUCUUUUUCUUUUCCCUUUCCUUUUUCUUCCUUUUUUUACCGUUCUUUCUUUUCCUGUUCCCUUUUCUACAAACAUGAUAAGUAG